AUGGCGGGCGAACUCCACCAGGCAGAUCGAUGGAUUGGGAAGGGCGUGAUGCACAUCGGGCCCGGCGCCCACUGGACCGGCCGGGCUUGGCUUGGGGCCGCGAAAAGUCACGCGUCGUCAGAGGCUCAGCCUCGCCGACGUCACGAUAAAUCUCACCAAGUCCCCGACGGCCACGCUCGAAGGCGCCCAACAUUGCGGUCUUCCAGCACUCGCAGACUCGACAACAUCAUGUGUUCGUCCUCGCAGUCCUCGAUGAACACCAUCCGCAAGGUGCAAGUGGUAGUCGCGUUUUGCGCCUGGCCAUGUGCCCUCGCGACCGUUCUCAAGAGCCACAAAUCCCCUGAGAGCGUGUUCCAGCUCAUUGUCCUCUCCUUUUCGUUCCUUGCGGAGCUCGGCAUUCUCUUCGCAAAGCAAACCUCCCGGAAACCGCAGGCCGUUCACCCCCCGAGAGAAAUCCUGAUAGAUACCGCAGUGGGCUCGAUCUUGCUUGCGACUUUCAUUGGUGGCAUGGUGAUCCUUGCCAAUCGGGAAAUCAGAGAAUGGGGAUAUACAUACAGGCUGGCCAGGGGAAUUCCCGAAAUUUAUUCCAAUCUGGCCUGCCUCGUUCUGGGAUUAUUGCACUUCCACAACAUCGGCAAGACAAUGUUCUACCGCUACGCCCUCCCCAGGAUCAAGAACCACCUCGGAGCGACCUAUUUCAUGUGCCCGGCGUGCGCACGCUCGGCCCACUCCAACGCGAUGGGCGAUCUAGACUGGAGAGACAGCCAGGAUCAACAGCGCACGACUUUCAUGCAAGACCUGCACGGGAUAUACUCGGAUAAUGAAGUGGAGUAUCGGCCAUUGCUGCGGGAGGACCGCCGAAGCGAAGAGGAUAAGCAGGAAAAUGGUACCAUCAACAUUCACGACCGCUCCUCGCAUGAGGUGUAA
Molecule: messenger RNA, 927 nt
Organism: Penicillium argentinense
Lineage: Eukaryota; Fungi; Ascomycota; Eurotiomycetes; Eurotiales; Aspergillaceae
Exons: 3
Coding region: 1-927 (308 amino acids)
Source: RefSeq, a predicted model, not a curated record